UUCCGUCCCAGAUGAGCGUCAGUCAGUCAGUCAGUCAGUCGGUGACGGACCUCAGAACCGGAGCAGCACCGGAUCAUGCGCGCGCUCACCGCGUCCUGACAGCUGCACGCGGCUCGGUUCCGGUGUCGGCGAGCGAGAUGGACGGAGGCGAGAGGAAGGAUGUGAAGCUCUCUGCUGAAGUAGAACCGUUUAUCCCUCAGAAGAAAGGUGUUGAAGCGUCAUUAUUACCCAUGAGUCUGUGCGGUGAGGGUGGAGCUGAGCCCACACAAAUCCCCUCCUACCUGAUCACCUGCUACCCCUUCGUACAGGAGAAUCAGAACAACAGUCGGCAGAUGCCUGUGUAUAACGGAGAUCACCGCUGGCAGCAGCUGAACCCGAGCCCCGGCGGGCCGUACCUGGCGUACCCGAUCCUGUCGUCCCCGCAGGCCCCCGUCACCAGCGAUUACCCCACGUACUACCACGCCAUCAUGCCCACACCCUGCCCUCCCGUCAUGGGCUUCUACCAGCCCUUCCCGGGGCCGUACACGGGGCCCCUGCAGGCCGGCGUGCUCAACCCCGUCUCCGACUGCAGCCAGACGCAGAGAGGGAGAGGCGUCUCACGAAACCCCGUCCUAAACAAGCAGCCAGUGGCUCAGCCAAUGAGAGGCAAGCGUCCCGUGAUGCGGAGCGUGGCGGUACAGAAGGAGGUGUGUGCCGCCGGGCCUGAUGGGAGAUCCAAGACGGUGCUGCUGGUGGAUGCAGCGCAGCAGACAGAUUUCCCCGGCGAGGCGUCUGGCAGCGUCAGAUGUGCGUCGGAUCAGGCGAGUCCUCAGUGGAAGAAUAAAGCUGGGUGCAGACGCACGUCUCAGCAGGAGUCGUCCAGCGAGCAGGGAGCCAGCGAGGCCGACAUCGACAGCGACAGCGGCUACUGCAGCCCCAAACACAACCAGGGAGCCGCCAACACCUCCACCAAUCAGCACACGGCCGCCACGGCUGUGGACGCUGGCGUCAUGACAGGUGCAGCUGUUAGCUGGGGGAAUGUAGCCUCACAGACCGUCCAGAAGCCGUGGACAGACAGGAACACAGCGUAUCACAGAGGCAGAACACCUGAGCAGAGGAACUACACACAGGACUUCCAGAUGAGCUUUGGAGGUCGUGCAGGAGGACAGAGAUCGACUCCUUCAGAGACACCCAACACACACCUCACACCUGAGCCACUGUACUUUCAGGAUGAGGACGAGUUUCCUGAUCUGGCCACGACACACGCACACACAUAA
Molecule: messenger RNA, 1256 nt
Organism: Sinocyclocheilus rhinocerous
Lineage: Eukaryota; Metazoa; Chordata; Actinopteri; Cypriniformes; Cyprinidae
Product: selenocysteine insertion sequence-binding protein 2-like
Exons: 9
Coding region: 12-1256 (414 amino acids)
Cellular component (GO): ribonucleoprotein complex; mitochondrion
Molecular function (GO): mRNA 3'-UTR binding; selenocysteine insertion sequence binding; ribonucleoprotein complex binding
Source: RefSeq, a predicted model, not a curated record